CAGGGUGCCUAGUUUGAUCCUGAGAUUGGAUUACUGUCUGUCUUCUCGUAGUGUCCAUAUGGGUUUCUUUCAGAUUCUCUGGUUUCCUCCCACCUCUCUAAACAUGCAGGUAGCUGGAUUGCUGUGCUAAAUUACCCAUAUAUGUAAAUGAGUGUGUGCAUACAUAACAACAAAAGAAAAAUGAGAAACCUAGUUAUAAAAUAGUAUAUUACCAUAAAUAAAGAAUAUCUAGCUAUGAAAAUGAAUAGAAAAGUUCACUGAUAGAUGCAUUCAUGCCAUAGUUCAUAGAACUAAUGUUAUGGAGAGUGGAAUAAAGGGAGAGUUGGGUGUUAUUUUAUAUAAACGUUUAAGAGAUGAUUCAGGUGUCUGAAAGGUCAGGAAUUAAUGAGAGUACCAAGAAUCUCUACCCUUUCAGUGUUAAUUCUGUUUUUCCACAUGUAAGGAAAAAAUGAAUUUAAACGCAAGUGUAAAUAAAUAAUGAAUACAAAAUCUCGUAUGUAGUUUAACUCCCACUGGUUCUUGAAUCGUCGGACACCUUGAAAUGUAAGCAUCUCCAUUCUGCAACAAUGCCGCUGACUUGACGACACCAUGCCAGUGUGCUCGUGUUUUAUUGCGCAUGCCCAUCCUCUGCCUUCUGAUUGGGCCGUAGUCACAUGUCUAUUUGACGGAUUUUCAUUGGAGAUGAAGUGGCCGUCGCGCCCAAAAUACGACGCCGUCACCAUGGUAUUCCAACAUGGCGGCCCACGGUAAGACGCUUGUAAAUUAAAUCAUUAACUGUAACUCGUGUUACGUUUGGCUAACAAAAUUAAUUAAAGAGUGUAGUCUGAACAUACUUUUACUGUGGGUAGAAAGUGAAACAUAUGCCUUUUAAAGAAAUGGCGUUGUACCUGCAAUUAAAAUCGCUUAUGGUUAUAUGUGUAGUUAUAAUCGUACUUAGUUUUGCUCAAGUUAUUAUAAAGCCUUUUUUUAUUUUUAUUAAGGCAUAUACGUUACCCGAUAAGUUGUUGUAUGUGAGGAUUAUGAAAUUUGUUCAACGAUUUUAUCAUCCCCAUUUUAUAUGGGCUGCUCAAACUAACGAUCUACAUAACCUCAGUAGUUUAUUCAGUAUAUGAACCAUCGGUUAAUGUGAAACAGGAUUGUAACCAUUUUUCCCCCUUUGUAGGACGACACCCCAUUGUAUCCUUUCAAUAUAAUAUUAACUCCUGGUCCCUUUUCUAUACUCAUAUGUUGUUUCAUGUCAUUGACGUUUAGAGUGUUUCAGCAAAAACCCAUUCUGAUAUUACCCUUCUUAACAAAAUCUCAGUUGUCCUCCAUGCCCCUGCAGGUCCUGUUUUAUUUGAACAGCUGGUAUUUUGCUGCCUUCUUUAUAGCUGAAAUUUUAAUGUUUAUCUAUAAAGGUGUAUUGCUGCCAUACCCUCAGGCUAAUCUCAUACUGGAUAUUGUUCUGUUGCUUGUCUACCUUGGUCUGGAAGCCCUGCGACUAUUUUAUGGAUGGAAGGGAAACCUGUGUGAGCGCUCUCUGAUGCUCAUUGUUAGUGUCGGUGUCUUGGUGCCCUGCACAGUACUAAGUGUCUACUAUAUGCUCCUGCAGACUUUUAUACUGCGUCUCGAAUUUGUCCUCAGUGCCAUUUUACUCUGCUUCUAUGCUCUGGAGCUGGUUCUGGCUCUAAUAACCAUUGCAGCAUUUUCCAGGGCCAGUGUUUAUUAAGGAUGUUUCGGAAGACAAGGAAAUAUUUGUUAGAAUGAGAAUAUCCUGUAUUCUUGUUUGGUAUCCAGUUUUCAACAUACAGUCCCCUCCAAAACUAUUGGAAUGGCAAGGCCAAUUCAUUUGUAUGUGCUACACACCAAAGACAUUUGGGAAAGAUCAAAAGAUGGACAUGAGAUGAGAGUUUAGGAUUUCAACUUUUAUUUCCUGGUAUUUACAUAUUGAUAUUUGUAUCAGACCACACAAUGUUUAAAUGAGAAAAAGUAUAGGAACAGUUAAGUCUUGAAGUAAAUUAAAGUAAAUAACACUUAAUAUUUGGUUGCACAUCCCUUGCUUUAAAUAACUGCAUCAAGCCUGUGACUCACUGACAUCACCAAAUUGUUGGUUUCUUGUUUUGUGUCUCUUUUCCAGGAUUUUACUACAGAAUCUUUCAGUUGUUUGUUUCGGGGGUGAAAUGCUGCUCUAUUGGGUUAUGAUGAACCCAAUUAAUUUCCUCCCAAUUCCUCCCAACACCCAGUCCUCCCAAUUAAUUUGGAUGCAUUUCUCUGUAAACUGGCAGACAAAAUGUUCCUGUAAACUUCUAAAUUCCUUGUGCUGCUACCAUCAUGAUUUACAUUGUCAAUAAAUAUUAGUGAGCCUGUUCCAGAAGUAGCCAUGACACUACCUCCACCAUGUUUCACAGAUGAGCUUGUAUAUUUUUGAUCAUGAGCAGAUCCUUUCUUUCUCCACACUUUGGCCUUUCUAUCACUUUCAUAGAGGUUCAUCUUGGUUCCAGAACUUUUGUGGCUCAUCUCUGUAUUUCUUUAUGAAUUCCAAUUUGGCUUUCUUAUUCUUACUGCUGAUGAGUGGUUUGCAUCUUGUUGUUUCCCCUGUAUAUUUCUGCUCUCUUCUUUAAAGUCUUAUUUAAAAUGUGGAUUGUGAUACCUUCACCCCUGCCCUGUGGAGGUUGAUGUGACUGACUGUUUUUGGGUUGUUUUUUUUCACAGCUCUCCAUGUUUCUGUCAUCACCUGUUGUUGUUGUUUUCCUUGCCCAACCCAUUUGGUGUCUGUUGCUCAGUACACCAGUGGUUUCUUUCCUAUUUGCAACAUUCCAAUUGUAUUGGCUAUGCCCAGUGCCUCUGAUUGAUUUUCCCUCUUUUCUCAGCUUCAAAAUGGCAUGCUUUUCUCCCAUAGACAAAGGCUAAAACCAAGAGUAGAUGUUCAGAGCUAUUUAUUGUUUAAAGAAUCAAUCUAAUAGAACAUACCUGAGUAACAAGAAACGCCUGUAAGUCACAUGUUCCAGUAUUUUUGCUCACCAACAAAUUAGGUGAUCUGAUACAAAAUGUGUUAUAUUCUGUUAUUCAACACAUAUACAUAUAAAUACCAGGAAAUAAAAACUGAAAUUUUUAUCUCUUCUCAUAUUCAUCUUUUGAUCUCAAACCCAAAUGUCUUCAGUCUACAACAAAAACAAAAUAAUUGGCCUUGCCAUUCCAAUAGUUUCGGAGUGGACUAUAGCAAUGUUUUUCAUCAUUGUGCAGAUCCGCACCACUUACUGCACUUUUCAUUGAUGUUUAACAGCAGCUGAGAUCACUAUCAGACUAUCCGUUGGACAUCAGUCCAACUUUAAAUGCAUGUGGAUGAAGUAUUUCAAUAUUUCAUCUCUUUCAUUGUUGCCACGAACUUUUUUUAUCACUGUUAUUUCCUGCACUGUCUUUGUGACUGUUUUUGAUUGUUUUGUUUUUUUUUGUUUUUUAUUGUACCAAAUGCAUUUUUAAAUAAAUGGAAAAUAUUUUGACUAAAAAUAAUUUUCUUCUACACUGUUUUUACUGCUAAUAAAUUAACUCAAGUUCACUUAUUUUAUUGUUUAUUGAAGCAUGUCUUAGCUUUCCAUAAUUUGCCCUAAGGGAAAAGUUUCCUGUUUUAGAUUUGCAAAGGUUUGAAGCAUCUCUGGAAAUUGACAAU
Molecule: messenger RNA, 3646 nt
Organism: Ictalurus punctatus (channel catfish)
Lineage: Eukaryota; Metazoa; Chordata; Actinopteri; Siluriformes; Ictaluridae
Gene: tmem216
Product: transmembrane protein 216
Exons: 4
Coding region: 1235-1708 (157 amino acids)
Biological process (GO): non-motile cilium assembly
Cellular component (GO): ciliary transition zone
Source: RefSeq, a predicted model, not a curated record